AUGCCACCAGCACCACCACCUCCCUCCUACCUCCGGUGGGUGCCCUUCGAGGGGCAGCUGCCCCCCGACGCUGUCUCCAGCUGGAACCAGGAGGCUCAGAGGCUGGAGUUCGUUUGCUCCACCAGGGUCCUGCACUGCAACACCGGAGCCUACGUCCCCCAGAGAGGUCCUCUCUGCUUCUACCCUUACUGGGGAGGGGAGAGGUCCACCAGGGACUUCCAGAUCUUGGUCAAUGUCGGCGGCUUCGAGGCCCUGGAGUGGGUGGAGGACUCCUUCGGGGGGGUGCCGGAGGGGGCGGUCGAAGGCUGCCCCUCCGUGGACAUCUUUGUGGGGAGGAGCAAGUAUGGCCUGGGCAAGGUCUCCAGGGAGCACAGAGCCCUCUUCGUGGUGGACCCCCAAGAGGGAGAGGAGCUUUGGUUCGCCUGGUACCAGGUCCUGGUGGUCAAGAAGGGCCCUGCGGAGAUCACCCUCGGAGAGGUCCUCUACGACCUGGGGAGGGCGGUGGAGGAGCCCCCCGAGGAGGUCACCCUGGGCAGGACCAUCCUGAGGAACCAGGCUUGCCACAAGGCCCCCCAGGCGGUCACCAUGAGGGAGGACACCGAGGUGGAGCAGGACUGGCAGCUGGACCAAAGGAUCUUCGCCACCCUCCGGGGGGUCCUGGAGGUCUCUCCCCUGACCUUCAAUGGCACCUCCUGGGAGGUCGCCCCCGGGGCCGCCUCCAGCCUGCCCUGGGCGGGGGGAGCCAGCAGCAGCCUCUACGUCACUCACAGCCUGGUGCUGGAGCAGGAGCUGGAGGCCCUCACGGCCUGCCAGGUGGCCAUGGAGGGCCGGCGCCGGGAGGUGCGCGUCCCCUUCGGCGCCACCCUGCGCAGGGACUUCGGCCGCGGCCGCCUCCACCGGCUGGCCGUCACCGGCUGGGCGCGCGGCAGGGCCGUGGGGGAGGUCCGGGCCGGGCUCAAGGAGUGUUGGCCAAUCCCUGCUGAGCCGCCCUGCCAGGGCUAG
Dryobates pubescens (Downy woodpecker) is the source of this 1002-nucleotide messenger RNA. RefSeq names its product natterin-4. NCBI's taxonomy places the organism in Eukaryota, Metazoa, Chordata, Aves, Piciformes, Picidae. The transcript has a single exon. Bases 1 to 1002 code for a protein of 333 amino acids. The record is from RefSeq and is a predicted model, not a curated record.